AUGGGCAGCAGCGAGAGAAAGUCCGUCGGAGUUUUCGAGCCAACAAUGUACACGACGCCGAUGGUGGUUGUCGUCCUCAUACUUCUGACGGCUUGUGCGGAGCUCUGCGACGGUGUUGCCGUCGUUGACGUCUACCGCCUUGUUCAGUACGAUCUCAACGGAGUUCCGUUUGGAUCUCGAAUCGCCUCCCUCAAUCAUCACGCCGCUUCUUCCCUCUUCUCUCCUGGAAGCUCAGUUAGUGGUAAUUCAGUUGCUGCUGAUCUCUCUCGGGCCGUUCUGAUUCUUCCGUUGCGUGAAUUGAACCUCACUCUCAUUAGAGAAUAUAUUGAACAAAAAACGAUCUUGGGUGGUUUGCUUUUCUUACUUCCUUCGGUGUUUAAUCCCGAAAACAUUGACACUACGAGUGAAGCUGAUUAUAAUCUUGCACAAGAUGUGUCAAAGGAUGUGUUGGUUGAAGUUGAACGAUUGCUAAUACAUGCCAGUAUCCCGUAUCCUGUUUAUUUUGCUUUUGAGAGUGAUGAUGUGAACUCUGUGCUGGCGGAUAUCAAAAGGAAUGAUGCCAGUGGUCAACCUGCUACUGCUACAACUGGAGGAUACAAGCUUGUUGUUCCCACUUCGGAACCCAGGAAGAUAGGAACACCCACUAUUGCGAAUAUUCAGGGAUGGUUGCCUGGAUUGAAAGCUGAUGGUGAUUCAAGUCAACUUCCUACUAUUGCCAUAGUAGCGUCAUAUGAUACCUUCGGAGCUGCACCAGCACUCUCUAUGGGAAGUGACAGCAAUGGAAGUGGUGUCGUGGCACUUUUUGAGUUAGCUCGUUUGUUCUCCAUUUUAUAUUCGAACCCUAAAACAAGAGGCAGUUACAAUUUACUGUUUGGGCUCACAUCCGGUGGGCCUUACAAUUACAACGGAACCUAUAAGUGGAUUCGCAGCUUUGAUCAGCGUAUACGGGAGAGUAUUGACUACGCUAUUUGCUUGAAUAGUAUUGGCUCAUCUAGCGACGAGUUGUGGGUUCAUGUGUCCAAACCUCCAGAAAAUGCAUAUGUAAAGCAAAUUUUUGAGGUUAUUUCUAGUGUUGCUGAAGAAUUGGGUCUUACUGUUGGUCUUAAGCACAAGAAGAUUAACAUCUCAAAUUCUAGAGUAGCCUGGGAGCAUGAACAGUUUUCAAGGCUUCGAGUUACUGCAGCAACGCUUUCUAAACUCUCUGUUGCACCAGAUUGGCUUGAAAGCACUGGCGGUCUCCCAGAUAACAGACACACUGUGAAUGAAAAUGCACUAGUUCGAAGUGUUAAGUUAGUGGCUGAAAGCCUGGCGAGACAUAUAUACGGCCAGAGUGGGAGAACUAUUGAUGUUUUUGCUGAUAACAGUAGCUUAGCUGUCAAUCCUUCUCAUAUACGUUCGUGGUUGAAUCUUCUGUCUACAACACCACGUGUCGCACCAUUCUUGUCGAGAAAUGACCCACUCAUCACAGCUCUGAAACAGGAACUGUCAGAGUAUACUGUAGGGGUUAAUGUGCAACAUGAGGUGCUUGACGGAAUGUUCACUUUCUAUGAUUCCACAAGGAGUAAAUUGCACAUAUAUCAGGUUGCCAGCGUGACAUUCGACUUGCUUUUGCUGCUUGUGUUGGGAUCUUACAUGAUCAUCCUUUUCAGUUUCCUAGUUAUCAUCACCAGGGGUCUUGAUGAUCUCAUUAGUAUAUUUCGUCGGCCCCCCUCUCGCAAAGUGAAAUCUGCCUAG
Molecule: messenger RNA, 1734 nt
Organism: Oldenlandia corymbosa var. corymbosa
Lineage: Eukaryota; Viridiplantae; Streptophyta; Magnoliopsida; Gentianales; Rubiaceae
Source: the annotation of a GenBank genome assembly